AUGUUGUCAACAUCAUUAUCGUCACCGAACUUCAUCAGCGUCGUCUUCAUCUUCCUCAUUUUUUUCCAUUCUUCGCGAGCCACGAACAAAUACGUAUCCACCCACCUAACUAACAAUAAUAAUAACAAUAAUAAUAACAAUAAUAAUAACAAAAAUAAUAAUAAUAAUGACGAAACUAUAGCUAGUAGCUACCAUCAUCAGCCCCACUAUCAUAGUGUUGGUGGUGUGAGUAAGAGGAGUUCCAUCUUACAGUUGCAACAUCAUCAACAACAUCAGUUAGAUCUGCCUCUUCAUCAUCGCCAACCCAUUCCAACAGCCGCAACAACAUGGAAGCAGACUUCAGCAGAAAAAAUACCUGGAAGCUACACUGUCGUCCCACCUAACUUCUCUGCAGUUGCAAGCUCUUGA
This is a messenger RNA of Helobdella robusta, 408 nucleotides long. RefSeq lists its product as hypothetical. The record is from RefSeq and is a predicted model, not a curated record. The transcript is spliced from 2 exons. Bases 1 to 408 code for a protein of 135 amino acids. Lineage: Eukaryota; Metazoa; Annelida; Clitellata; Rhynchobdellida; Glossiphoniidae.